AUGGAGGCGGGAAGGAGCUUGUUGUCUUCUUCACCACAAUUUCCUCCCAAAACCCACUUCAGAAAUUGUUCCUUCUCUUCAGCUCGACAUUGUCAUUCUCCAGUUUUUAGCGACGAUCAACAUAAUGAGAGCAGGUCAGUGUGGUGCUCAAAGGAAAACAUCAAUUUUGGGCCAACACUCGAUACCAGCCAACGAAUCUUUUCGAUGGCAUCAGAUUCCAUUUUCAGUAACAGCGAAAAUUCAACAGGUGUAGGAGCCGACCAUGCAGCUGCCCUUGCUCGGGAAGCCUUUUCGGCUUGCAAAGAGGUGGCCUCAGUUGCUAAACAUGGUGAGCUUUUUGCAGCUCAUCGUGAUGACUCUUUCAGUGAAAGAACUGUUAGGUCAACUCGUCUAUUCGAGAGGCAAAAUAAGAAGAGAGUGCCUAAACCAAAAUUCGAGCUUCAUGAGACCAACAAUCAAAAGAAUUCAGAACUGCAUCAAAGUCGAAAAGUUAAUGGAGGAUUUGACCCAAAAGAUCCUGUUACACGUUUCUUAUCUCGACCGGGAGCAAGACAGCUUUUAACUGUACAAGAAGAGUCCAAACUAGCAGAAAAAAUACAGGAGUUAAUGCAACUCAAUGAAGUGAAAAGUAAGCUACAAACUCGAAUUUCCCGCGAACCUACAUUACGCGAGUGGGCUGAGGCGGCUGGGACUAGCUGUCAUGCCUUGCUGUCACGGGUUCAACGUGGGUAUAGAAGCCGUGAUCGGUUAGUUUUUGCCAAUUUCCGAUUCGUUGUUCACAUUGCUAAGAAGUUCCAAGGGCAUGGUCUAAGCCUUCAGGAUCUCUUGCAGGUGGGAAGCAUGGGUCUGAUGAGGAGUGUAACGAAAUUCAAGCCCCACUUAGGUUUCAGAUUUAAUACCUACGCGUACUAUUGGAUAAAGGAGUCAAUUUUGAAGGCCAUAUAUAAGGAUUCUAGAAUAAUCCGCUUGCCUGUGAAUGUUUAUGGCCUCCUAUUCAAAGUGAAUGCAGCAAAGAAAGAAAUCAUAAGACAAGGUAACUUCCACCCCAAAAACGAAGAUAUAGCGUCUCUUGUUGGAAUUCCUGUUGAUCGGCUAGAGACAUUAUUGUUUUAUGCUACUCGAGUCCCGCUUUCAAUUGAACGGCCUAUCUGGAUAAACAAAAGAAUUGCAUAUCAGGAAAUGAUUGCAGACUCUUCAGUUGAUGAAGAAGACCCAGAAGAAGACAAUUGUAACGGCGAAGACAAUUGUAAUGGUGAAAUCACUGCAUACUUACUAUCAAAUGAAAAUCCACUAGUGGAUUUAGCAAAGCAGAUGAUGAGACAACAAAUGCGUAGUCUCUUGAGCGAGCUGAAUCCUAGAGAGAGAAAAAUAAUCGAGAUGAGGUUCGGAAUGGAAGAUGGCAUACAGUAUAACCUAGCUGAAAUUGGUGAUGAUUUUGGAGUAUCGAGGGAGAGAAUCCGACAGCUCGAAAAGAGAGCGAUGCUCAAGUUGAAGGAAAGGUUUAGUAGUGAGGAGCUCGAAGCGUAUGCCGAAAUUCAUGUUUAG
This is a messenger RNA of Striga hermonthica, 1545 nucleotides long. Lineage: Eukaryota; Viridiplantae; Streptophyta; Magnoliopsida; Lamiales; Orobanchaceae. The record is from the annotation of a GenBank genome assembly.